Arachis stenosperma is the source of this 3022-nucleotide messenger RNA. RefSeq lists its product as uncharacterized. Gene Ontology annotation, molecular function: GTPase activator activity. The record is from RefSeq and is a predicted model, not a curated record. The transcript is spliced from 22 exons. The coding region runs from base 108 to 2951 and encodes 947 amino acids. Lineage: Eukaryota; Viridiplantae; Streptophyta; Magnoliopsida; Fabales; Fabaceae. Gene Ontology annotation, biological process: positive regulation of GTPase activity.
AAUCAUAAUAAGUUGGUACUUCUGUAAUAGCAUGUUUACGUUGGGACUUGGGACAGAAAUACAUGAUGCGCAUUCCGUGAUCUUCCAUCUUCCACAAAUCUUCUUCAAUGGAGUCUUCCAGCUCCCCCAAGGUUGAACCUGAUGCCGACGACGAUGUUUCAGAGGAAGUGUUUGAGCAUUUUGAUGAUUUCACUAUAGCUUCUUCAUGGGAAAGGUUCAUUUCUAAAAUUGAGGCAAUUUGUCGUCUCUGGAUGGCUGAUGGUCCUAAUAAUUUAUUGGAAAAAGGUGCAAUUCCCUUGGAGAAUUCCAAAAACUCAUACAAGAUCAAAUCUGAACUGCAGUAUGACGUGAAAAGUUAUUGCAUGGAGUACUAUUUUGAAACCAAAACUGGCAAAUCUUUUGACUGGAAUUCUACUUUUCAUGAUCUGCAGUUAUGUUUUGGUGUAAAGGAAUUUUUGCUCAUUGCUCCUCAAAGUGCAAGUGGUGUAGUUCUUGAUGCACCAGAGGCUAGCAAGCUGUUGAGUGCUGUUGCAAUUGCUCUGUCAAAUAGUUCAAGUUUAUGGCCAGCAUUUGUUCCAGUUCAUGAUCCUUCACGGAAAGCAUAUAUUGGCAUUCAGAACACUGGUACUGCAUUUACUAGAAGAUUUGAAGCAGAUCGAAUUGGUAGUCAAGUUCCACCGAGUCUCAUGCAUUUGGAGGGGCUGUAUCAGUUGUUUGUAUCUAAGUUUGCCUACUGCACAGACGAUCUCGAUAAACAUCUUAUCAAAGUCCAAUUUGCAAUGAAGCUGACUUACAGAACGCUUCCCUACGAUGAUGACAAUAUCAAAGAUAUUGAUGUUCAAAAUACAAAAUCUGGCAAAAAUCUCGCUGGUGAGUCCUCGAAUGAGAGACUGUGGGAUGAUGAUUGUUCUUGGAGUGAGUGGUAUUCUUCUGAAGAUCCUGUUAAAGGUUUUGAACUGAUAGCAAUAUGGUCAGAGAAAACAGUUGAAAGUUCUAUGAAAAUGGAAGAAGUGGAAAAUGCUUCACCUCAUGAAGCUGAGAAGUGGUUCAUCUCUCCAAGUUUUGCUCCAUAUCUACUUGAAUAUUCCAAUGGGAAUCAAUUUGGAUUUGCAUCUGCAUUGCAUCUUCUGGUUGAUGCAUUCGAGAUGUCCUUUGAGGCCCAAUUUCUAGAAGAUUUUGUUUCAGCUGAAAGCCCAGGUCCUGAUAAUUUGAAAUCCUCAAUGGUUAUACCUCCACCAACAGUUAGAGAUCGUGUGCUCAAAGAACUGUUUGACGAAGGUGUACAGCUUAUUGAUUCUGCUUAUGAUGAACAUAAGACCCCUCAAGCUAUAAAAGGCGCACCUCUUGAAACUCUUUUUGCACAAUUUUGUUUGCAUUCUCUUUGGGUUGGCAAUUGCCAUAUACGUGCUAUUGCUGCCCUUUGGAUAGAGUUUGUUCAAGAGGUGAGGUGGUGUUGGGAAGAGUCUCAACUAUUACCCAGGAUGCCAGUAAAUGGUUCAAUUGAUCUUUCAACUUGUUUGAUUAACCAGAAACUUCAUAUGCUUGCAGUAUGCAUUAAGAAGAAGCGUGAAUGGAAUGAAGAUCAUCGGGAAUGUAUGGGAAGUGAAGAUCAAAUAGACUAUAUGACUGAGGAGGAAAGUGCAGUUGGGGAUGACACAUCUAGUAUGCAGACACAGAAUGAGGAUUUUUCUGGGAAGUUUACAGGUGAACCCAGAAGCUUUCCAACCUCUCGUGAUCUACAUUAUUCUGAUACAGCAUCCACAGUUGGUCAAUAUCCUGUAAAGGAAGACCUCUUAAAUGGUGAAAAAUCUUCAGAUCAAACCAGGAGAGGUUCAGCUGGUGUCAUUGAUUCUAUGAUGCUUCUCAAGUCAUAUCAAAGAAUGCAUGCCCCAUACACUCAGGAAGCACCACUUAUGACAGAAGACAUGUAUGAGGAGCGUCUUCAAGCUCUAGAAGCUUCUAAUGGUUCAUUUAAUUAUUUUGCUCAACUGGAAAGAGAUAUAUUAACUUCAGACAUGGCAGCAUUUAAAGCAGCAAAUCCUGAUGCCAUUUUUGAAGAUUUUAUUCGGUGGCAUUCACCUGCCGAUUGGUUAGAGGACCCUGAGUUUGAGAAAUCAAAAGAUAAUUGGCCUCCAAGAGGACAUCUUUCAAAGAGAAUGUCCGAAAGUGACAACUUAUGGAGAGAACUUUGGGACAGGGCACAUGCUCUUGCUGCUUCAGAGCAGAAACCGCUUUUCGAUCCAAAUAGAGAAGGAGAAAAAGUUAUUCAUUAUCUGGAAACUUUAAGACCACAUCAAUUGCUUGCGCAAAUGGUAUGUACUGCCUUCCUAGCAGCGGCCGACACAUUGAAUAAGACCAGUUAUGGAGAAUUGAAACAGAUGGAGACUAAGAUGCAACAACUUUACCUCACCAUGGCACCUGCUUUGAAGCCAUUAGAAGCAAAUCGCUUAUCUGCAGAUAGCGAGACCAUUGAAGACCUAAAACGGCUGUGUGUUGUUUUCGGACAUGUUGAGAAUUUACUAACUGUUGCAGCUUCUCUUCAUCGCAAACUUGUACAAGCACCACGCCUUGCUGUCGAAAUCUUUAUCGAUUUCUACAAUUUCUACAUUCCAAGAAUGGGUACAGGCUUGGAAGAAGACUACUCCAACAAAAAGGAAUUCGACAAGAAACAGAUAGUUUGGAACAAUGAGAGAGAAGUUGUGUCAAGUAUGUUUGUUCCACCCACGGCAAAUCAAUCUUGGAGAAAGGUGUUCAGCAUGGGCAAUCUUCUCAAUGGUCAUGAACCAAUGGUGAGGGAGAUUAUUUUUUCACUUCAUGAUGGAGUGAGUAAUAAUCACUAUGCAGCUCCUAAUGCUAGUGUUUCUGAACAAGAAAUUGAUACAUAUAGAAUGUAUAUUUGUGGAACGUCUAAUGAUCUUCGUGUAUCACUCUCUGUUGUCUCAUGCGAUUAAUUUUAUUGGAAAAUUUUUGUAGUGAGUCCCAAACCGGGGUAAAAGACGAGGAUUACAUUAGAUAGUUGAUA